UGCUGCAAGCCCCCAGCCCAGUGCAGUAGUGGCCCAACUAUGAGCUGCGGAAGGAAGACACACAAAAGACCGCUGUCAAUGAAUUUAUUCAAGCCAACUCGUUAGCCAGAGAUUUGUUUGUUUUUUGUUUGUUUUUUUAUAACGACACACACACACACUUUUUUGGUUUCUGUGACACUCUUCUGGAUGCGUUCGUAGGAAAUCAUCAAAAUGGCUCUCGGUGAUAAAAAGGAUACCCUCACUCAUGAUAUUCACGAGAGUGUCAGAAAUGUACUUGGUAAACAUGUCAAAAUCACUGAGAGGAGAGCUGUACGCAUGGAAACCAAAGGGGAUAAAAUGGAAAACAGGAUUCUCGUUUUUACUCCAUGUCGACUAUUUGUAUUUACUCCUAAAAUUCCAACUAAAAUUGACUUUAAUCUCCACUACCUUGACUUGCAAUCCAUCGAGAGCAAGAAAUUAUCACAGCUCACCUUGUCUACUGUGGACAAGGUUUAUUCCUUCCAUACCCAAGAGGAGUUGAACCAAACUUCCGAUUCUCUGAUCACUGCCAUAGUCACAGCAAUUAGUGACUUAUUUCCAGGGAUUCCCAUUGAUCAAGUGGUACGACGUAUUGAAGUCAGCCCGGUCGGUAGGAUGGAAAACCUUUCCAAUCUCCUUCGCGGUUCCAGUAACGAUAGCGAAUUAAGCAUUCCAUGUGGAAACUUCUCUCGUCAAUAUGCUUGCAUGUGUGAUUAUUAUGGAUUGCCGUAUCGGGAAGAGGUUGCUUGGGAUGUGGACACGAUAUACAUGUCCCACAACUCGAAGGAGCUGAACCUUCGAGAUUUUGACCAUUUAGAUCCCAAGGAUUUAAUUCCUAUUAUCGCCGCUUUGGAGCUCAACUCCUUCUUCCUACAGUUCCGUUGCAGUCACUUGAAGCUGUCACACGAGUGCUCGGAACGUCUCUUAGCCGUCCUCAAGAAGUCAACCACUCUCGAAGAGAUUUAUGUUGACAAUGCUGGUUUCAAAGGGGAUUUCGCCAAUAAGCUAAGCAUGGCCAUCAUAUCGAAUUCAAACAGCUCACUGCACGGAAUCGACUUGUCGCACAAUCUCAUCGAAGAUCGUGGCAUUGCUAGCCUAUGCGGUUUCCUGGCCAAAGUUAGACAAGGCGCCACGCAUCUCAGCUCGUCACUGUCCAAAGCCCAUCGUGGUCUAGUGAAACUCUCGCUUUCCCACUGCGGGCUAACGGGAAAAGGCGUGGCUCAAAUAGGGCAUGCUCUUGUCCUCAACAAGUGCAUGGCCUCAUCCUUGCAACAUCUCGAUCUGAGCAGUAACGUCGCCAAAGAUGAUAUCAAUACGAUCUGCAGCUUUCUCGCCCAACCGAAUGUGCUGACAUUUUUGAAUUUAUCAAACACCGAUAUCGCACUUGAGCCGAUAUUUGGAGCACUAUUGCGUGGAGGAACGACUCAUCUGCGUCACCUCGAUUUGUCGAAAAAUUACUUUUCCACCAAAAAAGGCAAAGAGCUGCCACCCUCCUUUAAGCAGUAUUUCACUUCCGCUCUGGCGUUGCGUACUAUUAUCGUAUCCCACUGUAAGAUUACACCAGAGGCACUAAAGAAUCUUCUCCUUGGUCUGGCGUGCAAUGAAUCUAUCGACAAUGUCACAUUAGAUCUGAGCAACAAUAUAUUGGGCAAUGGGGGAUGUCACGUCCUUGAGUCAUGCAUUCACGGCGUCCGUUGCGUCUCGACUUUGGACAUUAGCGACAACGGGAUCGAUGUGGAAAUGGCUGGUGUCCUACUCUCGAUAAGCCGGAAUAAGUCCAUGAAAAAGCUUAUCCUCAACAAGAACUUUCAGAACAUGAAAUCGAAACAUGCCACGACCGUCAUUGAUGCUUUCGUACAUCUCUUGCAGGAAGAGGACUGUGUUAUCGAGGCAUUAUGUCUGGUCGAUUGCAAAUUAAAGAGCGAACUGUACAGUUUGAUCAACGCGGUCGGUAGCAAUCAGUCGCUGCAGCAUCUGGACCUAAACGGUAAUUACAUGGGUGACCCAGGCGCUCGUCUCCUUUCCAAAGCCUUACAGAUCAAUACGUCCCUAAGAGCGCUAUCGAUUGACCGGAAUAGCAUUACCGUCCACGGUUACAGUGAUAUCGCCUACGCACUGGAAAGUAACCGAACACUGAGGUGCCUAUCGUACCCGCUGCACGACAUCAUGGUAGCCGCUAAAACCGGCACCGACAAAGUCGACAUUCUUUGGAAGCAAAUACAAGAAGCACUACAGCGCAACAUGUCGCUGGUUGGUCCCUCGACCAACGGGCCUUCGACUUCUGUACGUUCAAUGCAAAAGAGCGAAACGUCGCAUAAUAAUUCUCAGAAUCAGCUGGUGGAUCGGCUUAUCAUGCAAGUGAACGAGGCCAUUCGUAGCCUCCAGAGACAGGGUAGCGAGGGCAGGAGCAGCGAUAUCGAAAAUGCUCGAAACCUUCUGUCUGACGCCCACUCGGCCAAGGAGCUUCUCGGAAAAUUAGUGUCGAGCGUUGAAGUAGCUCAGGAUAACAUAUCGUUGAGUUCGUCGAUGAAACCCAUGGUCGACGAAAUUCAGGCUCUGCUCACAUCUCAUCUGCAAAGCAUCGGGGACAAUUUGUGGCAUUGCGCCCUGCAGCACUGCAACACCGUUAUGAGCGACUCGGUCGCCACUGAACAGCUACGCAAAUCGAUCGAGAACCAAUCCCUUUUCCCCGUCAGUGUUAUCCAGAAGGCUGUGAUGGACAAUGCCACUCUGCAGUUGACUGAACAGUUCAAUGAGAUGUCAGCCGCACUCUGUCGGACGGUCUCUGACGGCGUUAUGGAUGAAGUGGUUCAGUCCUUGACUAACAUUUACAAAACCUUGGCUGGAGAUUCCAACUUACCCCUAGACUGUAAGAAACGCUCGUCCACGCCAGAUGUACUCAAAUCGCGAACACGAAUCAACACCGAAAUGAACGCCCAGGACGGCGGAGAUGAAUCAGAAGAUACCAUCAACAAUCAACAAUCGGAUCAUUCCCCAGUGUUGGAAUACCUCAAUCUCGCCACUCCAGUGGCCAGCAAACGAAGAAAUUUGCUGAGUCGAAAAUUGCGUCCGAAAUCGACGGUCGGCAUGGGACAAGGCGCCUCUGCCGAUGACAUUCCCGACCUGGUUCCACCGUUGAACGAGCAGCUGGGCAGCGGUCAUGAUGAUCCUGACGCCAACGAAGAAGAACCUGGAGUCAACGUGGACGAGUCUCAAGCCGAUGUGUCUAGAAAAUCGGCUCCCUUGAAACAUUUGGGCCUGAGUCGGCCAAAGAAACCCAAGACACGUUUGCCCACCCGAAGUGCCGCCCUGCGCGUCGGCGGCAACUCUGAAACGGCGUCGCAAGAAAGUCUCGACGUCGACGGGGAUCUUAGCCAAGGGCUUGACACAUUCUUUCACUCGACUACAAUGGCAACCACGACAGGUGGGAGCAGCGUAAGUUUAGGCAGUAGCCGGAUGCGAGGUAGUCUGGGCAGUGUCAGCAGCGCCGAGCUGGGUUCGCCCUCAUUAGAAAGCGUGUCGGCAGAGAGCAGCCCAAUGCAUCGUUCGGUGGCAGGUGACAAACCGAGUGACGAAACUGCUGGGAGCAGUAGCAGGGAGGAGCUCACUCUGGACGAGGACGCCGUCAAAUUAAAGGAGAAGGAAAAACGCAAGAGCGAAGAUGAUUUGUCUUCAGUGACUAGGGAGAAACGGAAAGAUUCUGGUCGUGGGAUGGGAGUUAGAUUGCUGUCUUCCAUAUUUGGGAAAAAUCCGAGUCCGUCACCAACGGGCGAUGGUUCGCCACCGCCAGCGCCGACCAAAUCUCCUGUGGCCAAAACCAAACUCUCAUCCAUGACCAAGGAGCCAGAAUCUGAACCGAAACUAGUUGAAGAUGAAACUGAACCUGCCGCACCCAAACGCUCAGCUGUUCCAUCCAAGUUGGGCAUUGGUGUCGGAGGCAACGUCUUGGCUGAAAUGAAAGCCAGGCAAGAGCGUCGAAUUUCCGGCAUACUGCACAAGCAGAACUCUGAGGAAUCGGAUUUUUCAGAACGGUCUGAAAAACCCGAGCCCAGUAAAGCCAACAGCCUGUCGCCGAAUCCGCUCGGAGGAAUCAGACUGCGUCCGACACCGCAUACGCCAGAAGAUCAGGAACCGCCGAAAUUGCCGGAAAGAAAUAAUGCUCGCUUUGUUCGGCCAACGGGACUGGAGGAAGUGGAGUCAGAGCGUAACAAAUCAACCAACCCGUUAACCGGCUUCCGGCUCCGUCACAGAGGCGGAGCGGAAGAAGCCGAGACGGCCAAGCUGGAAGACAAAUCGAAUGCGCUAAAUCAGAUUCGACUGAGAGCUACCAGCACGGUUGUCGACGAUUCACCUUCACCCGAUCCUACCAGUGACGCAAAGGCCAAUCCUCUGAGUGGCGUCCGGUUGCGUUCAACCGGAAUCAACGUGACAGAUCCGCUCAAGUCGCCCAAUAAUGGCGAUUCCAGUGCGGAAAUCAAGAGCGAAUCAAGGAACUCUUUGACGAAAUUAAAACCCCCGCCACUGGCACCCAAACCUCGACCUUGGUCCAUAGUCGGUUCCGACAAGAAAACAGAAGACACUGAUAUUUCUGAUGCCGCAAAAGAAAAUGACGCUAAAGAAGCUGUCAAGCCGAGCAAAGUUCGGGCUAUGGCGGCGGCAGUCAACUUUAAUAAUUCAAAUUCUGAUGUUGUCCGCCGUAGCAACAAACAUUCUCAUGAGGAACCGGACGGACUUCCAGCUGAGUUCUCGGAGCCCAAGGAUGGUGCAGCAGUUGAUCAAGUAGAUGGGCCAGAUUCUCUGAGUUCCAUCGGGUUCCUCAACCAACAGGCUACGCUUCCACAGCAACAGCAGCAGCAGCCUUUGAUUUCCCAGCAAUCCCCAGCGUCUUUAAUUUUAAACAACUUUUCCCUUGAAGAUGCCGUCGACGUGUAAGGCAAUCAAUUUAACGUGACGGUGGACCAUGCAAUCAAUAGGUCGACUGCUUUGCCAAUUGAUAAAUGUCGGCCCCCGUUGCUGUGAUCUGUCUUCGUACAGUAUAUAUCCCGCAUUCAUAUUUUAAUCUAUAUAUCAGUCGUAUUUGUCGAAGUUUUUUUUUCAGUCGCGAGAUUUAUUCAUCAUUCUUAGAUUCUCUUAUCUUCCUUUAUAAGCCAAGUCGAUACAUCGAUUCAAAUUCCAACCUGCCGCCAUGAUAAAACAUUUCGUAUUACUUGACGAAAGUAUCGAUUAUAUUGAAAAUGAGUGCACAAUGAUUCGACAUACCAUUGUCCACCGUAAAUAAUUUUCCUCUCCAACAUGUUUAUUCUUUUUAUUUUCGUUUAUAUCUUGACUGUGUCAUAUCGUCUUGUCUUUUUUUCCCCGUUUCUGUGACCUUUUUCCCCAGGGAAUUUCUUUUUAAAACAAACUUGUUUAUUUUAACAUCGUGUAAUGAUUGCAUACACAUCAGAGUCAUUGUCUUA
This is a messenger RNA of Daphnia pulicaria, 5474 nucleotides long. Its product is annotated as F-actin-uncapping protein LRRC16A-like. The transcript is spliced from 25 exons. Gene Ontology annotation, cellular component: lamellipodium; plasma membrane. Gene Ontology annotation, molecular function: protein binding. NCBI's taxonomy places the organism in Eukaryota, Metazoa, Arthropoda, Branchiopoda, Diplostraca, Daphniidae. The coding region runs from base 211 to 4950 and encodes 1579 amino acids. The record is from RefSeq and is a predicted model, not a curated record. Gene Ontology annotation, biological process: regulation of Arp2/3 complex-mediated actin nucleation; cell migration.